This is a messenger RNA of Seriola dumerili (greater amberjack), 1479 nucleotides long. It is a transcript of the gene trdmt1, whose product is annotated as tRNA aspartic acid methyltransferase 1. The transcript is spliced from 11 exons. Gene Ontology annotation, molecular function: methyltransferase activity. Lineage: Eukaryota; Metazoa; Chordata; Actinopteri; Carangiformes; Carangidae. The record is from RefSeq and is a predicted model, not a curated record. Bases 44 to 1225 code for a protein of 393 amino acids.
ACGGACGGACGGACGACGACGACGACGACGACAAUAAUGUGCCAUGGAGUGUCUCCGGGUGCUGGAGCUCUACAGUGGGAUAGGAGGGAUGCAUUAUGCUCUGAAGGAGAGCGGCAUACCUGGCCAGGUAGUGGCUGCCAUCGACAUAAACACCACGGCCAAUCAGAUCUACAGGCACAAUUUCCCUGACACGCCCCUCUGGAACAAGACCAUAGAGGGCAUAGCACUGGAUGACUUCAAUAAAUUGUCUUUUGACAUGAUUUUGAUGAGCCCUCCCUGCCAGCCAUUCACCAGGAUCGGACUUCAGGGUGACAUCAGUGACCCCAGAACAAAGAGCUUCCUCUACGUCCUUGACCUUCUGCCGAGGCUUCACAGGCUGCCUCGCUUCAUCCUGCUGGAGAAUGUGAAAGGCUUUGAGAGCUCCGCUGCCAGAGAACUGUUGGUGAAGACACUGACAGGAUGUGGAUACAGAUUCCAGGAGUUCAUGGUCUCACCCACAAGUGUCGGGAUCCCAAACUCCAGACUGCGCUAUUUCCUCAUCGCUAAGAUGUCAACAAGCUUCAGUACACAGCACUCACACACAUCAACCUCUGACAGAGUGUGUAUACAGCUUCCAGAUGUCUUUCCACACCUUGCUGAGGCUGAUUCCUCUGAGCAGCCCACAGUGUUGAGUCCUACCUGCCCAGGUAGCUGUCAGUCAGAAGAGGAAGUGAGGGAGGGUCAGGUCCUGUACAAACUGGAGACAGCAGCUGAUGCCCAGAGGAAGAGGAGUCAGAACCAGGAUCUGUCCAUCAGGCAGAUCCAGGACUUCCUGGAGCCUCAGAAGGAGGAGGACCUGGAGCAGCACCUCCUCCCUCCCAGAACCCUGCUGAGAUACGCUCUGCUGCUAGACAUCGUUCAGCCCACCUGCAGGAGGUCCGUCUGCUUCACCAAGGGAUAUGGACGCUAUGUGGAGGGAACUGGCUCAGUGCUGCAGGGCUGCACAGAAACACAGAUGGAGAGUGUGUUCACUGGUCUGGAUCAGGUCUCUGAAGAAGAGAAAGUGCAGCAGCUGCUGAAGCUGAAACUUCGUUACUUUACUCCCAGAGAAGUGGCCAAUCUGAUGGGCUUCCCCCAGAGCUUCAUGUUUCCAGAGGGAGUCUCCACCUUGCAGCAGUACAGAGCUCUAGGAAACAGUCUGAAUGUUGUGGUGGUGUCCAGACUGCUACAGCUGCUAGUCUCCUAGCAACAAGAGGAGGAGACUGUUUAUUAGUCUCUGUGGACUAUAUGACAGACUGCUGUCUGCCCAGUGUUAGUGGAUGUGAACUGGUCAAAUGUUGGUCAAAGAUACCUCAGUGACAUCACAGUGACAUCACCAGUGAACAGAGUAAGUUAUAGAGUAAGUUACAGAAACUUCAGGGAACAGUACACAUCUGUUUCUACAGCUUGGUAAUACAGUUUUCUACUGUUUGAAAUAAAGACCUAAAAUGACCUAAAGUA